Messenger RNA from Salvia hispanica, 1503 nucleotides. RefSeq names its product F-box protein CPR1-like. Gene Ontology annotation, molecular function: protein binding. The record is from RefSeq and is a predicted model, not a curated record. NCBI's taxonomy places the organism in Eukaryota, Viridiplantae, Streptophyta, Magnoliopsida, Lamiales, Lamiaceae.
AGGAGUAUUAAUUCCAACCUAACCGUUACCACUCACCAGUCACAACCGCUACAAAAAUUUUAGCUGAAUCCUAUCGUAAUCGUUCCAUUUUUAUAUUCGCGGAAGCACGCCGCCGCCGCCGCCCUAGCUUAUUGGAAAUCUGAAAUCACGGCGGAGCAGGUAGAGAAAUGAUGAAUAAAUUGGGAUAACAUUUGCAGACUACAGUGAUCUGGAUAUUUAGUUCUUAAUCUCAUUUUAUGGACUAAAGCCAGAACAAACUCGAAAUGAGGAAAGAAUUCUUUGCGAAUUUACCGUUAGAAAUCACCACUGAUAUCCUCUCGAGACUCCCCCCUAGAGCUGUUGUUAGCUGCAAGUGUGUUUGCAAGUCAUGGCUGAAGCUGCUCAACUCUCACGAGUUUGUGAAGUCUCAUCUUUCUAAGUCAGUCCCGGGGAUGGCUGUUGUCCGGUCUUGUGUGGAGUCUAACUCGUACGAAGUUUUUGAAUUUGAAGACAGCCUUGAUCUUGAACACCAUCAUCUCCGCUACAGAUUGGUCACCAAGUUUGCUUUCCCUUUUGCGGAAGUGAUACGAGGUUCAGCUAAUGGGUUGCUAUUUCUGACCGGUGACCAACCUUCUGAUCUUUACAUUUGCAACCCUAUAACACGGCACUACAUCAAGCUCCGCCCAGACGUGGACUCGGUCUACUCGUUAUCUCAAAUCGUUGCGUAUGGAUUUGGAGUGUCCAGGGUGACUGGCCAACAUAAGGCGGUUAGGAUUGUCUACGACUAUGAUCUAGAAACAGAGGAUUCGCUUAGAGUUACCAAAUCUCAAUGUGAGGUAUACACUCUUGGAACACGAACAUGGAGAAGCGUCAUACCUGGUGCCCUGCUAAUGUAUGAUACAUUUGGGAUAUUUCUUAAUGGAAAUCUUCACUGGUUGGUGGUAGAUCCAAAUGCCCCAUCACAGAUUUCUUGCUUUGAUCUUGAAACAGAGUUUUUCACCACCUUCUCUCAUCCUCCUCUUUUGGCGAAUGGAGGGUUUGUCGGGAACCUAUCAGUUCUGGCAGGUAGCCUAUGCUUAUGUGAUAAUUCAUCCGAAGACAAAAUUGUCAUCUGGGUGAUGAGGGAAUAUAGGGUCGAGACGACUUGGGCAAAGGAGUACAUCAUCAGCAAAGAUCCCGAUCUUUGUGGAGCUUAUGUGCUUGUUUUCCCUAUCAAAGUUUUCGAAGAUGGUGACAUCUUGAUGGAGUGUGAAGACUUUGUCCUGUUCUACUACUCGGACAAGACUAAAACUACGCAUAAGAUUGAAAUGUUCGAGGCUCGUGGCGGAAAUCAUUCCCGGAUCGAUGCAAUCCUCCACACCCCGAGCUUUAUGUCGCUGAGAGGUUUCGAAAUGGAGGACGUGAAUUCGUUCUGAGCUCGAAGCUUCUUACUUAAGGUAGCAUAUUCGUAUUAGUUGUAAUAUGCUCAGACUUCAGGAUGCGCAAUGUAUUUGUUCUAAUAAUCCAACUAAAUUUUUAUUAUUA